AUGUCUUCCAAAUUAGACGCAUUUAAUUUUCAAAUUGUCGUCCAAUACCUUUUCUUCUCCGAUGACUUUGUUAACUCGAUUCUCGUUUGCAAGAAAUUUGAAUGUGUGUUAGACCGUUUUAGGUACAACCCAAUACAAGUCAGAUGUAAAAGGCUAUUUCCGUAUAUGGAAACACAGCACUUAUACCAAUUGACUGACCCCAAAAUAUUUUCAGUGAAGAAUUAUGUAGUGUGGUAUCCCGUAUGUUACUCACACGCAAAAUCGUAUCAGAACGAUUUAACUUACACGUUUAAAAACAUCCGAAUUUCAAAUUCCGACUUAGAAAACGUCGACAAAUUAGAAGAGAUUUUGAAUGACAAACACAUCAAAAUUUACAGCGCUAAUGUUCUCAACAAAUUUGAUGUCAUCGAAUUUAAAGUGCCCCACCACGUCACUCUCCUCGAAGACUUUGUAUUCCAAGAAAAUUUACAUCUUGAAAAAAUUACACUGUGUGAAGGGAUACACACCCUUCCUCAAUACUUUUGCAACAGAUGCACAAAGUUGACUUCGAUUAAUUUUCCUUCUUCUGUUACACGAAUUUGUGAAAGCGCUUUUUCUAAUUGUGGAUUUGAAAAAAUGGAAAUUCCAUCGUCGGUGGUUUAUAUAGAAGAUUCCGCUUUCUUUAAUUGCCAACAGUUGAAAGAAAUGAAAGUGUCAGAAAGUGUCAAAAUACUAUGUGCAUCAGUCUUUGAAAAUUGCACUAAUUUGACUUACGUUGUGCUCCCAAAUGAUUUAACAAAAAUUCAAAUGUCUGCAUUCAAAAAUUGUAUUUCACUUGAAAUGAUAAAAAUUCAUGAGAAUGUCGAACAUAUCGAAAAAUACGCAUUUGAAGGGUGUGAAAAAAUCAAAGAACUUAUGUUCAGUGCAAAUUGUGAACUUGAAGGAGACGAUUUUAUUAAUUGCACUAGUUUGACUAAUUUGGUACUUCCAAUUUUGGAUGGAAAGGUCAAAUACAAAUACAGCGAGUAUGAUGGUAAUAUCGUUCAAAAUUUUUAUGAAAUGUUUCCUCGUGUCGAUGAAAAUCUCGAAAAUGAUUUGGAAGACACUGAAAGUCAAAAUUUAACAGAUGAAAAGGUUUGUGUUUUGUUGUUAUUUUAUUAA
Entamoeba invadens IP1 is the source of this 1140-nucleotide messenger RNA. RefSeq lists its product as hypothetical. The transcript has a single exon. Bases 1 to 1140 code for a protein of 379 amino acids. NCBI's taxonomy places the organism in Eukaryota, Evosea, Mastigamoebida, Endamoebidae. The record is from RefSeq and is a predicted model, not a curated record.